AUGGAGCGGAGGAAAUCCGUGCUAUAUGGGCUGUGGAUGCUGCGGAUUGCCGAAUGGCUUGAAGAUGAUAUUGUACCCGGAAAAGUCGAGAACAAAUUCGAGUUCCCUCUUGACGGCCUCCUCCGAUUGCUUCUUCGAGAUCAAGCUGUGAAGCAUCACAAACAAAUCUCCAUUAGCUCCUCUUCAACUUUCAAUCUGCCAUGA
Haemonchus placei is the source of this 204-nucleotide messenger RNA. The record is from the annotation of a GenBank genome assembly. Lineage: Eukaryota; Metazoa; Nematoda; Chromadorea; Rhabditida; Trichostrongylidae.